GAGAUGGUCAAAUUCAUCAAGACGCUUAAUGCCCCCGCGGCCGGAGUGUUCUGCGAUGCCGAGUUCGGGCCUGUAGCAGCCAUGUCGGCAGGAAUCCACCCCAAGACCGCCAAGUCUCGAUUUCAGGGUUACACCUCCUGCGCUGCCGUGCUGUGCUGGAACCCUGGCUCGUUCGGAACCAAGUCCCGUGCCAGUAGUGUCAGCCAGGGUUUGUAGUCUAGUCGCUCAUUCAGAGGGUU
This is a messenger RNA of Ectocarpus sp. CCAP 1310/34, 239 nucleotides long. NCBI's taxonomy places the organism in Eukaryota, Phaeophyceae, Ectocarpales, Ectocarpaceae. The record is from the annotation of a GenBank genome assembly.